AUGAUAUUGCGCAUGCGUGCCCCUGGAGACAAAUUUCUCCGCCAUACACGAAGCGCUGGCAUUGUGCCAAAUUUUGUUACGACUUUCGCGAGUUUCCCAUCUUUACGCUUAUACAAUCUUUGGUACAGGAACGCUUCUUUGGGCAGUUUUUAUGUACUCCCAACGAGGAAUCUAGCUGUGCAGAGUUUAUGCGGUCGUUUUGGGACAACCUUUUACUCUUUCUCUGUUUUUCCACAUGCUGAAGAAUAUCCUCAAUAUUGGGGAGUUGUGUCAGCUCAGCUCUCCAUUCACAGUCCUCGACAGAUUGUUAACCCAUUUACUGAUGGAUUUAACAUGAAUCUCAACACAGAACAAACUUUUCGACUAAAGAAGGUUGUGAAAAAACUUCUUCCUGCUCCAUAUGAAACGAAUUGCAUAGAUUAUAUCGAAAUGUGGAAAAAAAGAGGUGGACAUGGUCCCACGAAUCAAAAGGAAUGCUUUGAGGAAUGCCAGAAGAACAUCAGUAUUCAGUUUCGGGGCUGUGUUUCUAGCUACUAUAAUUUUCCUAGAAAUGAAAGAACGUGUAGUAGUACAGAAUCUGCAGUGGAAGUGCCAAAGAGUGUAAUUGCAGAAUGCGAAAAACAAAAUUGCAAGCCAGCAUGUUAUGAAGAGAGUUAUGAAGUUACAAGAGAAGUGACUGAAAAGUACAUACGGCCUGAAUGCUCUCUGGAAAAAGCACCUGAUCAAAGCAUUGAUAUUGAGAUAAGAAUGAAUGGGAUGGAAACAACAACAUAUACAUAUAGCCCUAAAUUUGAGAGCGUAGAAAUUUUCAGCUAUAUUGGUGGCUAUAUUGGAAUUUGGCUUGGAGUAUCAUUGGUUGCUGCAUUUGAUUUCUUAGAAACAACCAUCCUUAUCAUGAGCUAUCCUGUCAAGAAUUACAAAGAAAAACGAAAGAGGAACAGAAAUAUAGAAACGAUAAAAAAGCCUUCGAUGAAUUUAUAAACGCAUUUAUCCUUCACAACAAAUUCUUCUCAUCAAACUUUGAAAUAUUUCAAACUUAAAGUCAAAAUAUAUUUACAUGCAAUUCAGUGAAGAUGCAUGCUAUAACUUUGCUUAUUUUGCGAGCUUUGUAAAAAUUAUUAAAGGGAAUAAGGGAGAUCAUUUUUUCUAAACAUGGG
Parasteatoda tepidariorum (common house spider) is the source of this 1157-nucleotide messenger RNA. RefSeq lists its product as uncharacterized. Gene Ontology annotation, biological process: sodium ion transmembrane transport. Gene Ontology annotation, cellular component: plasma membrane. The record is from RefSeq and is a predicted model, not a curated record. Lineage: Eukaryota; Metazoa; Arthropoda; Arachnida; Araneae; Theridiidae. Gene Ontology annotation, molecular function: ligand-gated sodium channel activity.